Messenger RNA from Saccostrea cuccullata (small rock oyster), 831 nucleotides. RefSeq names its product U1 small nuclear ribonucleoprotein 70 kDa-like. Lineage: Eukaryota; Metazoa; Mollusca; Bivalvia; Ostreida; Ostreidae. Bases 1 to 831 code for a protein of 276 amino acids. The record is from RefSeq and is a predicted model, not a curated record. The transcript is spliced from 5 exons.
AUGGAAAAACAAAUUCAGCCCUACCAUCCAAUAAUAAUAAAGACACAACAUCACAGUCAAAUCCAGAAAACCAAAGACUUGAACUGCAAUCGACACUACAAGAAUAAGGAAAGAAAGAGACGAUCAAGAAGAAUAAGAAGUCAAGGAGUCAUUGAGUUCGAAAGGGCAAAGGAUAGAGAAAGAAAAGGAGAAUCAAGGAAAAGAAGAAGUGAAACCAUUACACAAGAUAGAGAACAAAAUAAACAGCUAAAAAAGAGACGCAGAGAUGCAAGACACAUUGAAAAUAGGAAAAGAAAGAAGAUUGCAAUAGCAGGAAGAGAUAAAGAAUCCAUUAUAUCAAAUAAGGAAAGAAAGAAAACUGCAAAAGCAAGAAGAGAUAGGGAAACGUUUUCAUCUGACCAGAAAAAAGAUAAAGAAAGAAAGGAAAUUGCAAGAACUGGAAGAGAUGAAGAAUCCAUUAUACCUGAUCAAAAAAAAAAAGAUAAAGAAAGAAAGAAAACUGCAAGAGCAGGAAGAGAUGAAGAAUCCAUUAUACCUGAUCAAAAAAGAGAUAAAGAAAGAAAGAAAACCAUAAGAGCAGGAAGAGAUGAAGAAUCCAUUAUAUCUGACCAAAUAAAAGAUAAAGAAAGAAAGAAAACUGCAAGAGAAACAAGAGAAACUCAAGUCCAGGGGCUUCAGUUUGAUAUGUGUCUACAUCCAUCCAAUAUUGUUCAUACUGGUGUGGAGUCUUACAGUAUGGCCCCUGGAGAAGGAGAAAUUCCCGGCAAUGUUUUUGCGGAUGAAAUUUGUGAAGUACUAGCUUUUUCUGUUUGUUUUCCACAUGGAAAAUGA